Molecule: messenger RNA, 1608 nt
Organism: Megalops cyprinoides (Indo-Pacific tarpon)
Lineage: Eukaryota; Metazoa; Chordata; Actinopteri; Elopiformes; Megalopidae
Gene: znf326
Product: zinc finger protein 326
Exons: 15
Coding region: 50-1600 (516 amino acids)
Biological process (GO): regulation of DNA-templated transcription elongation
Cellular component (GO): DBIRD complex; nucleus
Molecular function (GO): DNA binding
Source: RefSeq, a predicted model, not a curated record
CACAAGCGCAUAGAGACGUUGCUAGGCGCUCCAGGUAACAACUGAUGCGAUGAACCGGGGAAACUCCAGGGGAAGGUUUGGCGGGCCAGUUCCGAGGUCGUACCUUGAUGUAUCUUACGGCUAUGAAUAUGAAAGCUACCCAGAAACAGAUGAGGUGGUACCAUCCCCUGGGAACAAAGACACGAAUCAUGGCUACAUUCGCACAAGGCUUGCACCCCCAGUCCCAAGGCCAAUUGAACCCUAUAACUACUUUGAAAGCUCUAAAAGGUGCGGGCCAUAUGAGUCUUACGACUCUGGGUCCUCUAAAGGUAGCCGAGAUCUGCUCAGAUCCGGCUUCGGCAGUAGUUAUGAUGACGGAUUUGACAGCUCCCUCCCUCGUAAUCAGUUCUAUAGUGAGGAGUCCGGCUGGGACUCGUCCUACCCGGGCCCCAGGGUCAGGUCUGGCUUUUUGGAUAAUGGCGGAGGAGGUGGUUCCUCUUCCUACGCCAGCGGCGACUCUCCCCACACAAGGCCCGCACCCGUCGGCUCGCGGGGCCGAGGAAUGCCCGCGUACCCUCAAAACGGUUUUGGCGGUAGAAGCAAUGAUGUGGGAGGACCGCCUGCGCUCAGAGGCCGAGGCAGAGGAUUCAUACCUGGUGGUGCUGGAAUCAGGCUACCUAUGAAUGCAGCUCCACACCCACACAACUAUAUGGAGAGGAGCAAGCCGCCAAUGGGACGUUUUGGACCUCCCCCACCCGAGUUCAUUGUCGGCUACCAGCACCCUCCCCCACCAUCCCCACUGACAGCACGUGGGAUGAAGAGGAAGAUGAGGGUUCUCAUGCUACCCAGCAUCUACGCAAAAAAGAAGUGCAAGUCAACCCCCGCCAUCAUGAAGGAAGCGGAAAUGAACAACUCAGCAGAGGACGCUAAAACCAAUGUGGAGGAAGGAGAAAAAGAGGAAGACACAGAGGACACACCGGAGAUGAAACAAAGGAAAGCCAGGAGGGAGAAGCAGAAGCGAAGACGAGAGAAGGAGAUCGAGAAGUACGGGGAAACACACAGGCUGGCGUUCACAUGUGCAUUCUGUAAAGUCCGUACGUGUGAGCAGGAGGAGAUGGAGGAUCACUUCUCAAGCGACUUUCACCAGCAAACUUUGGCGCACAUUCAGAAACAAGCCAAAUUUGAUGACACAACAAUCACCUUCCUACAUGAAUCCAUGGUGAAUAAAUUUCGUAAGACCGCGUUACGAAAACUCACCAGCACCGGCCCUGAACCGUGUCUGGAAGUUAUUCAGCAAGAAAUAUCUAAAGUGCUGGUGGAGGAGGCGUGUCUGAGCAAAGUGGAGAUGAUCCACUGCACCGCCUGCCGAGCACACAUCCCCGCCGCCCUCCUCUCCCUACAGCAGCACCUCGAGUCCAGCGACCACAAGAAGAACAAGACGAAAUUCACAGAGACGCAGAAAAGGGAGAGUGUCCUCACAGCCACCAGCAUUAUGACCAACCCUAUUGUGAAAGCUCGCUACGAGAAAUACCUUAAGGGUGAGAAUCCUUUCGAGGAUGAGAUGAAAGAGUCUGCAGAAGACACACAGGACGACCAAGUGGAGAACAGUGCAACCCAAUGAGCUCAGUG